CAUCGCUUUGACAUCGUUUUGACACCGCUUGGAGUCACCAACGUCCGUGUUCCGCAUAACAACGACAGAAUUUGCGGUUACACCUCCGUUGAGGUCAUGAGAGAUGAGUUGUCGUUGUCCAGAGCUCCGCGUCUCUGCUGAAUGUCUCUCUUUUUUUCCUUCCGCCCGCGUGAUUCCUUUAGCACCGACAUGUCCAACCACAUCGUCGCUAAUACGGCGUCAAACCGCGAAGUUACAUGCCCAAUUCGUGUCAGCGCCAGAACCACAGCCACGUUUUCCAUCCCACAGAGCCAAAGUCAACACGACACAGGCCAGACGGGGGUCAUCUGGGACUAGGAAGCUCCCGGAGCGCCACGCGACAGUGUCACCACUGCCCGUGCGGCUGGAACGCAAGGAUUGCUGGGCAGAGCUGGUCGGCAAAGAAGUGAAGAGAAGAGAAGAAUGAAUGCGCCUUUGCCAUGGUAAAUGGCGCACUGAGAGAGCCUGCCGCAAGGAAGCCAGCCUACAAAGGCUGAGCCUCUAGACAGCUAUGUUAGCCGCUGACGCUUGCAUUUAUGAGGCUUGCUCAGCCCUCUCCUUGCCAGCAAAUCGAACAUGGUUUGCUCGCAAGCGCUCACCAACACUCGCAAUAGUGCAACAGCAACGAAUAAAUC
Trichoderma asperellum CBS 433.97 is the source of this 653-nucleotide messenger RNA. NCBI's taxonomy places the organism in Eukaryota, Fungi, Ascomycota, Sordariomycetes, Hypocreales, Hypocreaceae. The record is from RefSeq and is a predicted model, not a curated record.